AUCACGAUGUCAUAGCGAUAAGUGACGUCGAAAAGACUUCAGGGUGGGACUAGGCUACAGCACAAAACGGAAAUUAAUGUCAACGGCAUUGGAAGAAAAUAGGACUGAUUCAUCUAAAUAAAUAAAUAACUGGAAGAAAAAUUAAACGGAUUUUUUUUUAUUGUUAUGUUGGGUAAAUAAACUUUUAAUAGAGUGGAGGCUGAAUCUUCUCCCUCGAUUUCACCACACAAGAGGGUUAAAAAAAAAAAAAAAUCUCGGAAAAGGAAAGCAAACGUUAGACUCCUAAAGGCUUAAUGUAGCGAUGGAGCUCGAAGAAGAAUGUUAAGAGAGAAUCAAGGUGAAAAAAAUCCAAUCUGGAACGGCCACUGAUUAUGAAAGAGCAGUCUUCUUCACUGCAGUUGUGGUGAUAAGAAGACAUAGUGUACAUUAUCAAGCAUCGCAGAUGUCAUGAUUAUCGUGUGCACAGCCUCCAUCACAGAUCUAGUUAUCGUUACAAUACAAGAAGGAGGGGUUCCAAAAAGUUUAAAGCUGGGCGGUCUUGUCACAACGAAGGUGGCAGACCCACAUUCGAGCUGUCAACACAACCACAGAGACACCUACUGAUCGGGACACAGUCUUGUCGACCUCAUCAGAAAAAAAAUAGCGGUUUGCUGAUGAAAGCCAGGCAUGUUAUUGUAACCUGCUCGCCCUGCAGUCGCUUGGAUCAGACCCACAAAUGCUGAGCACCUGGCAUUUGUAUGUCCUGUGCAGAGGACGGCCAUUUGCCUUCGCUGCCGGCAUCUUGUACACCACGGCCAUGUCGAAAAUGCGGGUCACCAUGUGUUUUUCUUGCUUUCGCAGAAACAGGGUCGCUCCAGCAGAAAGCCAGAACAGGAGGCAUCUGUCGGAUGUCACGAAUUGGCGAGAACCUGCUGUCAAGGACUUUCAAGAAGAGAUGAGCAAAGAAUCCAGUUUACAAAACUACUCUAAAACCCCCAAAAAUAAAGAAUUUCCUGGACUCACGAGGCGUUCACUCGGCCGUUUUAUUUUGCAAUCUGCAGCGGGGAAAUGUCAGGAUGAAAGGGGUUGUGAUCAGCGCCCUCUAGUAAUAAUCAUUCCAUGGCUUCGAGCCAAGCAAAACCACGUGUCCAAAUACAGUGAAUUGUAUCUGAGGAAGGGCCUUGACGUGCUCGUCGUACAAGUGACUCCUAGCCAGAUAAUCAGACCGAUAAGGACGAAAAGAAUCGUCAAAGAACUUCUGUCGCUGUUGCAGGAUGAAAAUGGACCGCUAGCUAAAAGACCACUCAUCAUCCACGGCUUUUCUAUCGGGGCCUUCGUCUGGGGACAAAUGCUGCUGGAGAUGAACUCCGACAUCGCUAUCCUCACUAAGGCGCACGGCGAUAAACUUGCCGAUGACCUGCGUCAAGCUUUGAAAUACCCCGAUUACGGACCACAGCAAGGCGAUCGCGGGGAUGACGCGGGAGCUCCCCCGGCAACAACAAACACGAGAAGCUCGACAGACGACGAUUCUAAAAGCAACUCUGCCGGCCAUCUUAAGAGCGAAUUCUCAGAAAGCUGCACCUCCGGCCAGGAGAAGGAGCGGGCCCAAGACGGCACGAUGGUGGCUGUUCAAAUCAAGUUCGCCGAAGUCCACCGCCGCAUCCUGGGCGUUAUCAUGGACAGUCCCACGCCCAUGGAGGCCAUAUUGGUGGGCAUGCCCAACAGCGUCACGUCCCGACCCAUCUUCCGAGCCGUGUUGCGCAUAAUUCUAGCAGCCUAUAUCCGGUCCUUUCCGAGUUCAGUCGGAAUCCACUACCUUCAAGGCGCGCGAGCGGCAGAAAAGAACGAUGGAGGCUACCCCACCCUAAUCCUUUAUUCUUCCACGGAUGCCGUGGUUCCAGCGCCGAAGGUGGACGCGGUGGUAGCAGACUGGUUCAGGAAAGGGUUCUUCGUACGCGUCAAGAAAUGGGAACAAUCUCCUCACGUUGCUCAUUUUCAGUUCCAUCCAGAGGAGUACACAGAAGAAGUGUACGGCUUUCUUGACAGUUUGCUGACCCCAAAAUCAAGGCUGUGAGUGCCAUGAACUACAUCAUCAAAUGGCCAGUAGUCCGUUCUUUCAAAAGAAACUUGCUCGUUCGUCAGGCCAUGAAGCAUGAAUAAGUACUUCAACAGAGAAGACUUCCACAAGAACAUUCGACCUUCUUGUUCCUCAAGGCUUCCAGGCUGUUACAGUGUGCAUGCAUACUCUGGUCAUAAUGUAUUCACACUAAUUGCACGAAAUAUUCAUUCAACGUAAAAGAGAGCAUAUAUAGUGUUAGAUGUACUAAAAUGAGACAGCUAUUGAAAAUUUAGACGCUAGCAGAAUUCGGCGAACAGGCAUUCAGCAAAGUAGCAGCAUAUAUAAGUCUCCAUCCUAUAACUUCAUAGUGCUGCUGGCAUGCAUUCACUUGCAUGUUUGCAUUUUCAGCUGAUUAACUAUAUUUCCCGUUCUUGUUAUAUUUUUAUCUUUAUUUGGUCUGAUGUUAAAUAUUAAGAAAACAAUCUUAAUUAUGCUGCUUUCUGUUUCAAGUAGUUAAGUUUUUAUUCCAUAAUUAUAAUCUUUUAAAUUGUUUAUACAUAGCUUCUGUAGUUAUUUUAUCUCUGUUUUAAAAGACAUACAGCGUGUGUUAACUUUUGAAUCUGUAUGGUGUCCUUUCUUUAAUGAAAUUUAGUUUUAGUAUUCUUAACUUUUUUUCAGUUAUGAGAUAAAAUCUGCACUAACUUAAUGCACGGUGCCAUAUCUUCUAAAGGUUAAUUAGGUUAGCUGCAAUCUUGUGAUAUAUAUUUGCUUGCCCAGUGUUUAGUCAAAUAAAUUAAAGAGUAACAGAUCA
This is a messenger RNA of Pomacea canaliculata, 2849 nucleotides long. RefSeq lists its product as uncharacterized. The record is from RefSeq and is a predicted model, not a curated record. The transcript is spliced from 6 exons. NCBI's taxonomy places the organism in Eukaryota, Metazoa, Mollusca, Gastropoda, Architaenioglossa, Ampullariidae. Bases 716 to 2053 code for a protein of 445 amino acids. Gene Ontology annotation, molecular function: serine hydrolase activity.